Messenger RNA from Ahaetulla prasina, 4453 nucleotides. It is a transcript of the gene DEAF1, whose product is annotated as DEAF1 transcription factor. NCBI's taxonomy places the organism in Eukaryota, Metazoa, Chordata, Lepidosauria, Squamata, Colubridae. The coding region runs from base 1 to 1629 and encodes 542 amino acids. The transcript is spliced from 12 exons. Gene Ontology annotation, molecular function: DNA binding; DNA-binding transcription factor activity, RNA polymerase II-specific. Gene Ontology annotation, biological process: regulation of transcription by RNA polymerase II. Gene Ontology annotation, cellular component: nucleus. The record is from RefSeq and is a predicted model, not a curated record.
AUGGAGGACUCGGACUCGGCCGCGAAGCAACUAGGUUUAGCCGAGGCGGCGGCAGUAGCUGCCGCUGCUGCAGUAGCUGCAGCAGCGGUAGCUGCCGCAGCCGCAGAAGGAUCCGAGCAGCACCACGAACACCGAGGGCAGGUGGCCGGUUCGGAGGCGGAGCCACAAGAGGAAGAGGAGGUGACGGCUGUCACCGUAAUGGCGGCAGAUGCCGAACACAUUGAGAUGGGAGCCGAAUCCCUGCCGAGUGCGGACGAGGCUGCUGCGGCAGCUGCCUUUGCAGAAGUAACCACAGUAACAGUAGCCAAUGUGGGUGCCUCUGCAGACAAUGUAUUCACUACUUCUGUGGCAAAUGCAGCAUCAAUCUCAGGACAUGUAUUGUCUGGAAGAACAGCUCUUCAGAUUGGGGACAGCUUAAAUGCUGAAAAAGCCACUCUGAUUGUGGUUCACACAGAUGGCACCAUUGUGGAGAGUGCAGGUCUGAAGGGGCCAUCUGCACCUCUUACUACAGGAUCUCAGUCCCCCUCUGCUCAGUUAACAUCUGGUCAAGAAAAAGGUGGAACAAAAUAUAACUGGGACCCAUCAGUGUAUGAUAAUGAACUGCCUGUGCGAUGUCGAAAUAUUAGUGGGAUAUUGUACAAAAACCGACUUGGUUCAGGUGGUCGAGGUCGUUGUAUUAAGCAAGGGGACAACUGGUACAGCCCCACUGAAUUUGAAGCUAUGGCUGGAAGAGCCAGUAGCAAAGACUGGAAAAGAAGUAUUCGCUAUGCUGGGAGGCCAAUACAGUGCCUUAUUCACGAUGGGAUUCUGAAUCCCCAUGCGGCCUCAUGCACUUGCGCUGCAUGUUGUGAUGACAUGAGUCUGAGUGGUCCCAUAAGACUGUUUGUCCCCUAUAAAAGAAGAAAAAAAGAGAAUGAAUUGCCUACAACUCCAGUGAAGAAGGAUUCUCCCAAAAACAUCACCCUGCUUCCUGGAACUGCUGCCACCACAUUCACUGUGACUCCUUCAGGACAGAUUACAACUUCUGGCACUUUGACCUUUGAUCGUACAGCAGCUGUGGAGGCCACAGCUAUUAUCUCAGAAAGUCCAUCUCAAGGUGAUGUUUUCACUGGUACCACUGUGCAAGAUACAAACCUUCAGCAGCAACCUUGUCAGGUUAAUCAUCCAGAGCCUCACUAUCCAAGUUAUCAAGACAGUUGUCAGAUCUCCGCAUUCCCCGAAGCAGCUUUGCCAACUUCUCAUCCCAAAAUUGUGUUGACCUCACUCCCUGCCCUGGCGGUGCCACCUGCUACGCCCACUAAGACAAUCUCCUCUUCUGUGAUGAAUGGACUUGAAAUGACAGAACAACGGAACUGGCUUUACCUAGAGGAGACUGUCAAUUCUCUGCUUAACACAGCUCGGCAGCUGAAGACGCUGAUCGAACAAGCUAAGCAGGCCAGCUCUUCCUACAGAGAAGCUGCUGUUUCCCAAGCGAAACUUCAAGCUGAUGCGGAAAGGAAAGAGUAUCAGAGUCAGUUAUUUCAGCAUACAGAAGAUGUUGAUGGGAAAACAGAAAUUAUUAUUAAGAGCUUUCCGUCCACUGCAAGUUGUCCUGAACUGUCUGUUCAGUUUGCUGCAACCAUUAUAUAAGAGACAAACAGAUACUUUCCAGAGUCUGAUAAAGACAUGACACUUUCUACUUCAUAUUAUCAGUAUAAAUUUGGGCUGUCUUUGGUUCUUAAAAGAUGUUACAGAACUUGUUUUAAUUGUGAAGAGUGCCCAGUUUCUAUAUUAAGAGAACUGUACCAGUACGUGGGCGGCAGAAAUUAUAUAUGACUUCUUUUUUUAUGCAUCAUGUGCGGCCUUCUUUUACUUCCAUUUAACUUGUAUUCUUUGCCUGCAAUCUCACAGCAAUCCUGUGUAAACUGUGGCCGGGAGGCAAUGAAUGAAUGCACCGGUUGCCAUAAAGUCAAUUACUGCUCAACGUUCUGUCAACGGAAGGUAUCACACCCCUUAUGAAUACAGUUGUCGUGCAGAGCUGAAGAAGCAAGCGCCCAUGUAUGAUCUAGUACUUUUGAGCAACCAACAAUGAUUAUAUUCGGAGUACUAGGUUAGAGCUGCAAAAAUCCAGCUCUUUAGCAAAGAAAACCCCAAUUUUUGAUCCCAUGUUAUGGUUGUUUGGGUAUGUAGACCAGACUUUGUAUCCCUAGAUUAAAUCAAGAAAGGACUAUUUUCCCUUCUAAAAAAUAUGAAGGGUGAAGUUUCUCUUGUUUUUAUUCCUUUUGGUUUUCACAUUUUGCUAUAAAAGCAAAACACUUUUAGAAACAUGGGUCUCUCAGUGCCAGAGCAUUGAUUGGGUGCCCAAGCAAUUUUUUAUUAUUAUUUUUAUUUAUUUAUUUACAUCAAGAUACAGAUACAAGUGUAAACAUAAUUAUAAACACAUGUAAAGGGUAUGAAUAAAAGAAAACAUUAGGAGAGGGACAGUAGGCACGCUGGUGCGCUUAUGCACGCCCCUUAUUGAUUCUUUUGGAUCCAGAGACAAUGAGCAAUUUUAAGUUUUAUUAUUAAUUCCAGAAAAUAGACUUAAAAGGGUAACAUAUAAAGCAUACGUGCCAAGUAAAAUGAUACCCAACUCUUACAAGCUGGCAGGAGCUCCCUAAAAAGGAACAGCAGAGGGCAGCCAUAGUACUCAAUUUUAUUUAUUUAUUAAAUUUAUUUGCCAGCCAUCUCACCAUGAGGCAUCUCUGAGCAGCUUACAUUACAGUAUUAACCAAUGCUAAGUUCUGUGCAGAAACUCCCAACAAGCAACCAGGCCAAGAUUUCUAUCAAAACCUGGAACCAUGAUUUCAUGGCCCUGCUUCUAUGGUCAUGAGAUUGUAAGACCUGACAUUGGCUGAGUGGCACGUGACUCUGGGAUGGUAACUAAAAGUCUGAGAGUUUCACAGAUUUACAUUGAAGAUUCCCACUCACCCACCUUUUCUCCUUUAUUCAGCAAACGAGCGAAAAACAAGCAGGUUAGCUCAGAAUAAGCUCUAAACUUCUAGACCUUUCUUGAUACAAAGAAAAAAAAAUCAAAAUAUGUCUACCUCGGAAUAACAAUGAUCUUCUGCAUUGCCACUACAGAGUCUUUUUUAAUUUGGUAGUAUGGUGCUUUGCUGCCAUUUACAACUUAGUGCAAUUUAAUUUUGGAUUUCAAUACAUUUCUCUUUCAGUUCCAUAAUUUCAUUGGGUGUUCCCGCUUUCUCCUUUUUCCAACUUGUCUAGGAUAUGUAUUUAAGAGAGACGGAACGUACCAAAGAUUUUAGCACCCAAUUGCUAAGCGAGCUUAGGAAUUACUUGGGAGUGCAAGUAUGUGAGAGUCUUUCUGUGUAAUGCUUUAUUUAAAGAAAAUGUGUAAUGCUAUGUGAGAAUGACCUUGGGAGUCAGGGCAACAAGAGGCAGCCAAGGGAAUGAUCAGAUAAAAGGCAGUUUGGUUCACAGCAAGAAUGUAGACUGGAUAAGAGGUUCAAAGAGAGACUUUCUAGUUUGGGGAGCUAGGGUGGGCAGAGAAGUUUUUGCAGAGUUGCAAACUGAUAUAAGUCCUACAGGCAGGAAAUAUGACCAGAUGAGAUAAUUCUACCUUAUUGAAAGGUUACAUUAAUAGAAUAUUGCAAGUCUGAAAGUAUUUCUCUCCCCUUCCCUACAGCUCCCCAAAAACUAGGGAGGGUCUCUUCUACGUCUCUUGUCCCACCCACAUUCUUGCUACUGGCUAAGAUGCCUUUUAUUGGACUGUUCCCUUGGCUGCAUGGUAUUGCCCUGUCUCCCAAGGUCAUUCCCAAUACUAUUAUGUAACGGUAGCAUUCCCUGCCCCUGCUGUAUGUUGCUGUACUUUUACUUCACUCAAUAAUUGCUUUCAAUUCACAGUCUGGUUUUUUGUGUGUGUGUGUGUGCUCAUUUUCAGGAUUGGAAAGACCAUCAGCAUAUGUGUGGGCAGUCAGCCGCAGUAACUGUUCAGACAGAAGAAGAUCAUGAUACAGAUAAUGUGAUUGAAAAAGUUAUUGUCUAAAACCUCCUUUCUUCCAAUUUCAUGGAUUGUGUGGUACAGCAGACUGGCUGGACCAGCAAUUCUUCUGUGAAGUUCUGUGAUAAGCAAAAUAAAACAUAAAUAAAACCCUUCAUCGAGAUGGCGAAGGCAUAGUAUUAUUUGCACGUUGCUGGCCAACAUAUGAAUUUUCUCUAACCAAGCAAAAAAUUAAACCUUAAGAGGACAAGAGCAUCAAGGAGCUCCACUGUUUUAAGGGAACUUCAGAAGCUGAUGGAUCUUUACAAGCUUUUCUGCAAAGCUGCUGUAAAACAAAUGGGUAUAUUCAACUAUUGCCUCCUGCUGCUCUGAUGGAUUAUGGGGAUUCUUUGAAGUAUUUUGAAAAUGUUAUUUAAAGUAGCUUCUGAGUCCUUUUAAAAUUCCUCUGAUGAGGUUUCAAUAAAGAUUAUAACA